AUGGCCAACAACAACAUACCUAGCCCUGAUCCCUUCCUCCUGGAACAACUGAUCGAAGAUUCCACCCGCGAGGUGACGAAUCGCCGUCGGCAGGAAGGAUCGCAACGUGCUCUUGCCGGACAGAGAAGGCCGAGGCAUGAGACCUCGCAGCCCCAGAGGCAACAGAUUCAGAACAUUCAACAUGUGCACGGCCUUCAACAAGUCCAGAAUGUCGAACAAACCCAUCCUGAAGGACACGUUCAGAACGGGGAGGACGGGCAGACCCGACCCCAGACUGAACCAGAACAACUCCAAAUUGUGAAUGAGACUGAUUCCAGAGACGGACAAGCCGCUUCCUCGUUCACCCGCACCUCUGACAGACGAAGAAGCCGUAGCCCGGACGAGGAGGAACAGAUCAACAUUCCCGAGGGCGCUGAUCCAACCGCCAUUAUCCUACUCAAGGAGCUGCAGAGAACCAACCGCCUCAUCCGCCAACAGGGCGACCGCAUCCACGAGCUAGAAAGGAAGCGACGAUAUCGCUCCCCUCAGCGGAGACGCCAUCGGUCACGUUCCUAUUCCUCUUCGCGGUCUCCUCCGAGGAGAAAUCGCAAGCGCAGUCCGUCUAGGUCUCGCUCCCCCGCGAGGAGAAACCGGCGCCAGCGGUCUUAUUCCCGCUCUCCACCUCGAAAGACUCGGAAGAAUCAGAAGCCUGAAACCACUGAAGCCAGGAGUCUCUCACCCGAGCAGGAACACCGAGGCCCCUCCAAAGCUGUGCAGAAAAUCCGCGAGCACUCUCCUCCAAAAGACAACCGCAAAAUCUCGGGCAAAACACGCACUAAAUUCAAGCGGGGCAGACAUUCAAACUCCCCUGAGCCUAGCGACGAAGAAGAUUUCCGCAGUCCCUUGUCCGAGCACAUCCGGCGAGUUCGUCUCCCCCGAGGGAUGGAAAAACCACCCGCCUUGGACCAGUAUGACGGGACCACCGACCCCGAUGAUCACAUAAGGAGCAUCGAAGCUGUCAUGGACUACCAUGUUGUCCGGGGAUCCAUCAAAUGCCGCAUCUUUCCGACCACGCUAAGGAAAGGCGCGAUGACAUGGUACAGGAAUCUGCCCCCUGAUUCCAUCCACUCCUGGACUGAACUGAAGGACCUUUUCCUAAGCCACUUCACCGCGUCUCGUCGGCAACCGAAGUCGGAAGCAAAUCUUGAAGCGGCUCAAGCCUUCAUAGCAUUCGAGGAGGGAGAGGCUGCUCCCAUGAAAGCCUCGCGAGGCAAUGAUGCCGCUCGCAGUUCAAACUACGAGCACUCAGGCUCGAGACGCGGGCAUGAAAAAAGGAAAGACGACAGGUCUCUCGAUACCAAGGAGCGUCGAGGACCUUCCGGUCGCUUCAACGACUACACCCCUCUAAACGCCUCACGGGAACGGAUUCUGGCCGAACGCCAAAACACUGACUUCAAGAAGUCGAACAUCAGACCCCUGAAAUCAAACCCCGCGAGGCCAGGAACCGACAAGUCCAAGUACUGCAAAUACCAUAAGAGUCAUGGACACCUGACCGAGGAAUGCAUUCACCUCAAGGAUGCCAUUGAAACACUCAUCAAGGAGGGUCGCCUUUCGAGAUACACAAAGAAAGGGGAACCUUCCCGGAGAGACGACCAGAGAAACUCUGACGAAGGGAACUCACCGGACAACAGACCCUUGCAAGUAGCCCUGUCCGUCACCCGACCUGAAGACUUCAUACCAUAA
Messenger RNA from Vicia villosa (hairy vetch), 1722 nucleotides. RefSeq lists its product as uncharacterized. The transcript has 2 exons. The record is from RefSeq and is a predicted model, not a curated record. Lineage: Eukaryota; Viridiplantae; Streptophyta; Magnoliopsida; Fabales; Fabaceae. Bases 1 to 1722 code for a protein of 573 amino acids.